Molecule: messenger RNA, 1195 nt
Organism: Trifolium pratense (red clover)
Lineage: Eukaryota; Viridiplantae; Streptophyta; Magnoliopsida; Fabales; Fabaceae
Product: GDSL esterase/lipase At2g30310-like
Exons: 4
Coding region: 27-1127 (366 amino acids)
Molecular function (GO): hydrolase activity, acting on ester bonds
Source: RefSeq, a predicted model, not a curated record
ACCAUAUAUAUGAAAAACUUCAAGUAAUGGCUUAUGCAAUCCCCUUUAUCAUUUUAAUGCAAGUUUGCACCAUUAUCAAUGUUGUUACUGCAAGCAAUGACUUGAAAUUGAGAUCAAAAUUCUCAUCCAUUUUAGUCUUUGGUGACUCAACCGUAGACACAGGAAACAAUAACUACAUCAAAACAUUGGCCAAAGGAAAUCAUUUACCAUAUGGUAGGGAUUUUCCUAAUCAUGUACCUACAGGUAGAUUUUCUAAUGGAAAAUUGGCUAUUGAUUUUCUUGCAUCUACAAUGAAUCUCAAAGAUACUGUCCCUCCUUUCUUGGACCCAAACCUUUCAAAUGAAGAGCUUCUAACAGGUGUUAGCUUUGCAUCUGGAGGAUCAGGUUUUGAUGAUUUGACGAUAGCUUUAUCAGGUGCUAUAUCAAUUUCCAAACAAAUUGAAUAUCUCAAAAAUUAUGUGACAAAGGUUAAAAGCAUUGUAGGGGAAAAAGAAGCUAAAAAUAGACUUGGAAAUGCUUUGGUGAUUAUUAGUGCUGGAACUAAUGACUUCCUUUUCAAUUUUUAUGAUAUUCCAACUAGAAGGUUGGAGUUCAACAUUAGUGGAUACCAAGAUUAUAUUCAAAGUAAACUCCAAAUUUUCAUUGAGGAACUAUAUGACCUUGGAUGCAGAAAAUUUGCUGUGGCUGGGCUUCCAUCUAUUGGUUGCAUACCUGUUCAAAUAACAGCUAAGUUUGUAAAUUUAAAGGAUCGGAAAUGUGUGGAGGAUGAGAAUUUAGAAGCUAAGAUUUAUAACCAAAAAUUGGCUCGGAGAUUACUUAAAUUACAAGCAGUUCUUCAAGGAAGCAGAAUUAUAUAUACAAAUAUAUAUGACCCUUUGAUUGGCCUUAUCUAUCAUCCUCAAAAAUAUGGUUUCGUGGAAACAAGCAAAGGAUGUUGCGGAACUGGCUUAUUUGAAGUAACUCCAUUGUGUAAUGAACUCACACCAGUUUGUAAUGAUGCCUCAAAAUAUGUAUUUUGGGAUAGCGUACAUCCAACUCAAGCAACCUACAAAUAUAUUGCUAAGUACUUAGAAUUGGAAGUCCUGCCUAAGUUCCAAUUUCAAAGAGAUUAUAAUAUAUUUGAUUGAAGUUGAGAAAUUUGUACUUCAUUGUAUAUAGUACAAAGAAUAUGAGAUCAUUUGGGAGUCUAUGUACU